Molecule: messenger RNA, 1509 nt
Organism: Wyeomyia smithii (pitcher-plant mosquito)
Lineage: Eukaryota; Metazoa; Arthropoda; Insecta; Diptera; Culicidae
Product: clavesin-1-like
Exons: 5
Coding region: 326-1300 (324 amino acids)
Cellular component (GO): membrane
Molecular function (GO): phosphatidylinositol bisphosphate binding
Source: RefSeq, a predicted model, not a curated record
GUACGAUGACCGCAAAAAGUGGUAACGGCACAUGUAGGUACUGAGCGCACCACGCAAUUAUAGACUAUGUCAGUUCCGCGCAAUGCUGGUGAUAGUCAUCGUCAUUUAUCGAAUCGGCUUUUUGGAGGCAGUGCCUCCGCGAUUCAAAGCAGCUCUAGUCCGAAUCGCAGUCUGUGGUUGUGCCUGAAAUCGUAAACACGCGUUCUGAAGCGCCAGCGAGAUCGAUAUCAUUUGAAUUGGCGCGUUCUGACUAUCGGUAGAAGUGGCUCCUGUACCCACGUUUCUAGUAAAAGUGCCCCUUCGAUAAAUUUUCUAACUAAUCAAGAUGAAAACUAAGCCCAAGGAAAAGGUCGAGUCACGACCUCCUCUGCCGACAUCGGGUAGCCUUUGGAAGCGUCCCACAAUUCGCCACAGAAUGCCGGAAGCGGAAGGAGUAAAACAUUCGGUCGACCUGGACAAAGAGCUUCCCCCGAAGAUUGCAGAAGUGGCACGCAGGCAGGGUGAAGAUCCAGAGCAGACAUGUUUGAUGCUGCAGGAGUUACGGGACAUGAUUUAUGAAAGAGGGGAUUGUGAGCCACAUCGAGUAGAUGAUGAUUUUCUGAUCAAGUUCCUUAGAGCUCGUUAUUGGAAAGUCGAAAACGCUUACAAAUUGAUGUGUCGGUACUACGACUUUCGUGAGAACAACACGGAGUUACACGCGAAUGUUAAUCCCAUGACGCUUAGAUCGCUUGGUGAUGAUAAUAUCAUUACGAUAUCGCCCUAUCGCGACCAGGAAGGCCGCCGAGUUUUGUUCUUCAAAUUCGGGAAUUGGCGACCAUCGAAAAUUCCUCUGAGUGAUCUCUUCAAAGCGACCCUGCUGAUGCUAGAGGUCGGUUCGUUAGAACCAAUUUCCCAGGUUGUUGGUGGCAUUGGAAUUAUGGACUUGGAGGGUUUAUCUUUGAACCAUGCUUGGUACAUGAGUCCAACAGUUGCACAGAAGGUUAUCUCUUUGCUAGUGACGUGCAUGCCCGUCCGUACUACAGCCAUCCACAUCGUCAACCAAGGUUGGGUUUUCGAUACGGUGUUUCAAAUGUUUAAGCCUCUACUGAAUGAACGAAUGCGAGAGCGGCUAUUCUUCCACGGCACGGAUAGAGCUUCACUACACAAGCACAUCGAUCCAGAGUUCUUGCCAGAGCGGUACGGAGGAACCAAGCCGGAGUAUCCUUACACAUACUGGUUGGACAAUCUAUGCGAUAACGAAUACAUUGUUCGAGAGCUAGAACAGCUUGGGUAUGUGGCGGAUGCGGCCACCGUGGAGUGACGAUUAUUGUGAUUAUGGUGUGUUGGCGAGUCUGUGAUUGGACUUAAAAAAAUUAUAACUGACUGUACUACGGAAUUAGCUGUAGAUUAUUUUAAACAUAUCACAAAGUGUAUGUAGAUUUCAGUGCAAAAUUUUUAUAUUAUAUUUUUACGGGUGGAACAAAUCGUGUACAAAUAAAUAUUAUUUUGAGACGAUUAUAAAGAACAAAA